AUGUGUUGCUGGACAAAAUUUUCAAUAUUUUGGAUGCCUUUGUUCCUUCUAUUUGGCUUCAUUGUAGAAACUCAGUCAGAAAGCCCCCCACCCCAGGACAGCAGUAGUACUUGGAGUUCAGGUCAUCUGACAGAUAUACUUCGAGUUCUCUCUGCCGGUGACCACUCACCCAGCCUGAACCACUCAAGAAACCUCAUGAAAACACUGCUGGAGAAAACUGGGUGUCCAAAGAAGGCAAAAGGAAUGCAAGAAGACUGCAAUCUGUGCUUUGAACCAGAUGCUCUGUUACUAAUAGCUGGAGGAGAUUUUGAAGAUCAGCUCAGAGAGGAAGUGUUCCAGAGAGUGUCUCUUCUCCUCCUCUACUACAUUAUUCAUCAGGAAGAAAUCUGCUCUUCAAAGCUCAACAUGAGUAAUAAAGAGUAUAAAUUUUACCUACACAGCCUACUCAGCCUCAGGCAGAAUGAAGACUCCUAUUUCCUUUCAAAGAAUGAAACAGAAGAUAUUUUGGCUUUUACCAGGCAAUACUUUAACACUUCGAGGAGCCAGUGCAUGCAAACCAAAAUGCUGCAGGAGAUAUCUGGAAUACUAAACAGUGACGGUGCUGAUGAAAACACACUCCCUCAGUUGGCUGCAACAAUCAUUGCUUUGUCCCUCCAAAAUGUUUGUCUGGGACAAAUAAACUUGCCUUCCUCAGACUAUUUUACAGAAUAUAUUUUCAGUUCCUUGAAUAGGACAAGUACUCUCCACUUAUCAGAACUAGACCAACUACUCAACAUUCUCUGGACCAAACGUACGUGUUACAAAAGGGACAAAGUCUACCAACUUCAGAGUAAACAAAACAGCAUAUCAUUCCAUAAUCAGGGCUACUUUAAUCUACCUGUAUCCAUGGACAAAGAGUCAGAAGUGGAUCCAAUUUCCUGGGAUCAGACUUGCUUCUCUGCAGGGCAACUGGUGGAGAUAUUUUUACCUAACAGCCAAUCACCCAUUUCUAAGGAGAUCUUUAUGCAAAUGAGUCCAGCCAUCAUCCAGCAACUUCUCAGCUGUUCUUGCCAGCUGGCCCAGGAUCAACACGUAAAGCCGCCACUCACCACUUUGGAGAAAUAUGGCUACAGCACAGUGGCUGUGACACUCCUCACACUGGGCUCCAUGCUUGGAACAACACUGAUCCUUUUUAACAACUGUCAAGAGAACUAUAGGCUUAUUCUACAGCUGUUUGUGGGCUUGGCUGUUGGGACACUUUCUGGGGAUGCCCUGCUACACCUUAUUCCUCAGAUUCUGGGUUUAUAUAAGCAAGAAGCCUCAGAAUUUGGACAUUUCCAUGAAAACAGUCAUAUUUGGAAAUUGUUGGGAUUAAUUGGAGGCAUCCAUGGCUUCUUCUUAAUAGAAAAAUGUUUUGUUCUUCUUGUAUCACCAAAUGUCAAGGACUCUUCUUUGGUUAAUGGACAUGUGGGGCAGUCCCAUCAUCUUGCACUGGACUCUGAGUUAAGUGACCAGUCUGGCAGAAACCAAUCUACUUCAACUAUCAAGUUGAAAAGCCCAGAAGAUUCACAGGCAACUGAAAUUCCAGUAGGCAUUAUGGCAGCCUUCACCAGAAAAUGCAACACCAUUAGCUUGUUAGCAAUGAUGAUACUGGUUGGAGAUAGCCUGCAUAAUUUUGCAGAUGGUCUAAUGAUAGGAGCAGCCUUCUCAUCAUCAUCAGAGUCGGGAGUGACCACAACAAUUUCUAUCUUGUGUCACGAAAUUCCACAUGAAAUGGGUGACUUUGCUGUGCUCUUAAAUUCUGGCCUCUCUGUUAAGAUUGCCAUUCUGAUGAAUUUUAUAAGUGCUCUAACAGCCUUCUUAGGACUUUACAUUGGCCUUUCAGUAUCGACUGAUGCAUGCGUUCAAAACUGGAUCUUAACGGUUACUGCUGGGAUGUUCUUAUAUUUAUCCUUGGUGGAGAUGCUUCCUGAAAUGACUCAUGUUCAAACACAGCGACCGUGGUUGAUGUUUCUCCUGCAAAACCUUGGAUUGAUCCUAGGUUGGCUCUCUCUCUUACUGUUGGCUAUAUAUGAACAAAAUAUUAGCAUAUAG
This is a messenger RNA of Chrysochloris asiatica (Cape golden mole), 2073 nucleotides long. It is a transcript of the gene SLC39A12, whose product is annotated as solute carrier family 39 (zinc transporter), member 12. The coding region runs from base 1 to 2073 and encodes 690 amino acids. The transcript is spliced from 12 exons. Gene Ontology annotation, biological process: zinc ion import across plasma membrane; intracellular zinc ion homeostasis. The record is from RefSeq and is a predicted model, not a curated record. Lineage: Eukaryota; Metazoa; Chordata; Mammalia; Afrosoricida; Chrysochloridae. Gene Ontology annotation, molecular function: zinc ion transmembrane transporter activity. Gene Ontology annotation, cellular component: membrane.